UUUUGCCCUCCGACUUCAGUCGUCAGUAACAAACAAUCAAGCCACACAAUUCUCACGAAAUAUUACAUUUUACGCAAUUUUUUAAUAUUAUCUUGCCAUUAAAAUAAAUAAAUAAUGGCGGCCAAGAAACCACGAGACUACAUGAAAGACAGGGAGCAAUUGAAGACAUUUUUUGAAGAAUUCGUAACAAUCGAUGACAAAAGUGGGAACAAGUGCUUCAGAUACAGGGAGCAACUAACUAAUAUUGCUCACAGAGAACAGAUUGCGUUGAAUAUAAACUUGGAUGAUGUACGAGAAUAUGAUGAUGAAUUGGCUGAAGCCAUUGUCAAUAAUACACGGCGAUAUGUCAAUUUAGUGACUGAGCUCGUCCAGGAGAUCCUACCGGAUUUCAAGGAGCGAACUGUACCUCCAAAAGACGCCCUUGACAUUUACAUCGAGCAUCGCCUACUCAUGGAGGCUAGGAAUCGUCAUCCUGGUGACCAGCGUGAUCCUCGCAAUCAGUACGCCCCAGAGUUGAUGCGAAGAUUUGAGGUCUACUUUCACCAUUUUAACGAUGCAAAACAAGUUUCUGUGCGAGAAAUUAAAGCAGCUAAUAUUGGAAAAUUGACAACUGUUCGAGGAAUAGUGACGAGAUGCACCGAAGUGAAACCCAUGAUGGUGUGUGCCACGUACACCUGCGACCAAUGUGGAGCUGAGACUUAUCAGAGUAUCCAGUCAUUGAGCUUCAAGCCACUCGACACGUGUGUCAGUGAUGACUGCAAAGUCAACAAGUCUGGAGGAAGACUCUACAUUCAAACAAAAGGCUCGAAAUUCGUGAAAUUCCAAGAGAUUAAGCUGCAGGAGCACAGUGACCAAGUGCCAGUUGGUCACAUACCGAGAACGUUGACGAUCUAUUGUCGAGGGGAGACCACGAGGAAUUGUCUUCCAGGUGAUCACAUUAUCGUCACUGGAAUAUUUCUCCCUCUGGCAAAAACUGGAUUCAAUCCCAGUGCUGGGGGUGGACUUCUGAGUGAGACAUUCCUCGAAGCCCAUCAAUUAACUCCACUGACAAAUCUCGUUACCAUUGAUGACACAAGUAAACAGUUGACCCAGGAAGAACUAGAGGGUCUCACCGGUGAUGAUUUUUACUCAAAAUUGGCGACAUCGAUUGCUCCAGAAAUCUAUGGACUUGAAGACGUUAAGAAGGCACUGUUACUCUUGUUGGUAGGUGGCACAGACAAGAAGAAAGGAGAUAUAAAAAUCCGUGGUAAUUUGAACAUAUGCCUGAUGGGAGAUCCUGGUGUGGCAAAAUCCCAAUUACUAGGAUUUAUAACUCGUUUGGCUCCACGAUCGCAGUACACAACCGGAAGGGGAUCGUCAGGGGUUGGUUUGACAGCAUCAGUGUUGAAAGAUCCACUGACAGGUCAAAUGAUGCUCGAAGGUGGUGCUCUGGUGUUGGCAGAUCAGGGGGUCUGCUGUAUCGAUGAGUUUGAUAAGAUGCAGGACAGUGAUAGAACAGCUAUUCAUGAAGUGAUGGAGCAGCAGACAAUAUCAAUCGCUAAAGCUGGUAUAAUGACACGUCUCAAUGCAAGAGUCUCCAUUUUAGCAGCAGCUAAUCCAGCCUUUGGUAGAUACAAUCCCAAACGAACGAUUGAGCAAAAUAUUCAAUUGCCAGCUGCAUUGCUCUCGAGGUUCGAUCUUCUAUGGCUCAUUCAAGACCGUGCAGAUCGUGAUAAUGAUCUUCGGCUUGCUCAGCACAUCACCACUGUUCACCGCACCGGUACUCAGCCAACAACCGAGACAUCAGCCAUUGAUAUGAAUCUCAUGAGAAGGUACAUUGCACUUUGUAAAACUAUUGAUCCUGCCAUCAGUCCUGAUAUCACCGAGUACAUCGUCGAGUCUUACGUUGAUAUGCGAAGAGAAUCGAGAAACAGUCACGAUAAGACUUUUACAUCGGCCCGUAAUCUGCUGGCUGUUAUACGUCUAUCAACAGCUCUAGCACGUUUGAGAUUAUCAGCGACUGUUGAGAAGGAAGAUGUUGCUGAAGCUAAUCGUCUCGUAGAGAUGUCCAAAUACUCAAUCAAUUGCUCAGAAAGUCACACAGGUGGCAAGCAUCAAACCACUGCCAAUCGAAUAUUCCAAGUUAUUCUUGAAUUGGUUAACGACUCAAAAACCAUCAAAGUUCCAGAUAUUCUGCAGAGGUGUACAAAUAAAGGAUUCACACCUGAUGACAUUGACCACUGCAUUGAGGAGUACGAGGAGCUCAAUGUUUGGCAGGUCAAUCAAGCUCGUACCAAGGUCACAUUCCUCUGAUCAAUCACUGCAAUUAAUUUUAUCUUUUGCCUAAUAAAGUAUUUUUUUUUUCUCUUUUCAUACUUUUUAAAGAUA
Molecule: messenger RNA, 2367 nt
Organism: Fopius arisanus
Lineage: Eukaryota; Metazoa; Arthropoda; Insecta; Hymenoptera; Braconidae
Gene: Mcm7
Product: minichromosome maintenance 7
Exons: 3
Coding region: 115-2292 (725 amino acids)
Biological process (GO): DNA strand elongation involved in DNA replication; DNA replication; double-strand break repair via break-induced replication
Cellular component (GO): MCM complex; nucleus
Molecular function (GO): single-stranded DNA helicase activity; ATP hydrolysis activity; single-stranded DNA binding
Source: RefSeq, a predicted model, not a curated record